This is a messenger RNA of Planococcus citri (citrus mealybug), 959 nucleotides long. Its product is annotated as protein D3-like. Bases 211 to 861 code for a protein of 216 amino acids. The transcript is spliced from 7 exons. The record is from RefSeq and is a predicted model, not a curated record. NCBI's taxonomy places the organism in Eukaryota, Metazoa, Arthropoda, Insecta, Hemiptera, Pseudococcidae.
UAUUCAAAUCAAGUUUUUAAAAACGAAAAAGUCACAUGGAGAAAAAUUUGACAUUCUGAAGCACCUUGAUGAAUUGCUUUAUUUAUUCGGAUGCAUCAAUCAUCAAAUAAAUUCCUCAAGUCAAAAUCUGUGAACAGUAUUUCCAUGAAGUAGUAAGUGAGAUGAGAAUCAACGAAAUAAUACCCUAAAAUAUUCGUUAAAAAGUUCGCGAUGCUGACUGCAGCCAUUCUGUUCACUUUUAUUUCAUUAACAACAUGCAUACUUGAAAUCGACAAAGAUGUAUAUGAAGGAAUGAUAGAUCGAGAUAUGAAUUCGAGUUUUAUUAAAGUACCACCUCGUCAACUUUGCAAAGUGUUCUAUCGCGAUAUACAUGAAACUGGCGCUGGUAAUAUUUUUAUGCCUAAUUUGACCCUUGAGAAACCUACUUCGAUCAAAUGGAAUGCCAGUGAAUCAUCACUGUAUACUUUGACUUUAUCAUAUUUAUUACCGAUUAAUGAAAAAUGGCCAAGUUUUAUUGAAAAACAACUCUGGAUGAUCACCAAUAUUCCAGGAGGUAACUGGCAAAAAGGAGAAGUAAAAUUGGAUUACAUUCCUCCAAGAGCUCCAACCAUCGAUGAGUAUUAUUUGAGUGUAUUAUUGAUUUACAAACAACCCGAAAAAAUUGACGUCAAAUUCGAUGCAAGUCUUGAUAACAACGCUACUCGUUACUCUGUUAGAAUAAAAGAAUUCAGCGAACAAUACAAAUUAGGAGAUCCGGUAGCUGGGACUUUUUAUUAUGUGUAUUUGCCUCUUGAUUACGACAUAUUCGUACAAGAACAAAUAAGAAAUACUCGAAAACCUGGUAAACCUUAUUGGACAUAAGAAAUCGUUCGUUUUGGCCCAUCACUUCACCAUUUUCGAUAAGAUGAGAUACGAAUUGUUCAAAUUUUAAAUACAGAUUUUCUCCAUUUUUUCUCGAA